AUGAAACUAUUAAACCAUCAAAGUCUCAUAGUCAUUGCCUCAGUUUUUUUCGUUCUGAUUCUAUUUUCCUGGACCCGGGGAAGACUGAGCCUCUCAAUGGACUUAGAAUGUGAGCAAAGAGGGAUCAUUCAAAAUACCACAGAGCAGUCUCUGAAAACCUCCAUAAGUUCAUCACAAAAGGUAGAGAAGGAACUUCUUGUUCUCGUGUGGGUAUGGCCCUUUGCAACACCUUUUCCUUUAGACACUUGUCAGAGGGUAUAUGGUAUCUCUGGAUGCAAACUAACAGCUGACAGGAACCUGUAUAGCAUUGCUGAUGCUGUUGUUAUGCACCAUGUGGACAUAAUGUAUGACAGGAAGUCUUUGCCACAAAAACCACGGCCUCUUUAUCAACGUUGGGUAUGGUUCAACAUGGAACCACCAUUGAUUAUCACAAAUCUUCAUUUCUUGGAUAAUCUAUUUAAUAUGACUAUGACUUUCCGCCAAGACUCCGAUGUCUAUAGACCCUAUGGUCGAAUUGAAGCUUUAAAGAAACCUCAGAGCUUCUCAAUCCCUGCCAAGACUAAACUGGUUGCUUGGGUGAUUAGUCAGUGGUACCCAGGUGCCAGACGUAAUAUAUAUUAUGAGAAACUUAAAGAAUAUCUUCCAAUUGAUGUCUAUGGGAAGAAGCACAUGAAACUGUCUUGGGAUGACUUCUAUCAAACUAUCUCCAAAUACAAAUUUUACUUGGCGUUUGAGAAUUCAAUCUAUAAGGAUUAUAUCACUGAAAAGCUGUGGUCAAAUGCUUUCGAUUCAUGGGCUGUACCUGUUGUAUUGGGGACAUCUCGGAAAAAUUAUGAGCGUUUCCUUCCUGGAGAUGCCUUCAUUCAUGUAGAUGAUUUCUCAAGCCCAAAGGAACUAGCUUCCUAUCUUCUUGAGCUAGACCAGGAUGAAGAGAGAUACAAAAAGUAUUUUUACUGGAGAUCUCACUACCGCGUGAGAAGAGAAACAGGAUGGGACAACCACUACUGCAAAGCCUGCCGAGCGCUUCAGCAGGCUCCAGAUUACCAAGUUAUCCAGAGUAUAGAAAAGUGGUUUUUGGAGAACAGAUAA
Molecule: messenger RNA, 1089 nt
Organism: Bufo gargarizans (Asiatic toad)
Lineage: Eukaryota; Metazoa; Chordata; Amphibia; Anura; Bufonidae
Product: 3-galactosyl-N-acetylglucosaminide 4-alpha-L-fucosyltransferase FUT3-like
Exons: 1
Coding region: 1-1089 (362 amino acids)
Cellular component (GO): membrane
Molecular function (GO): alpha-(1->3)-fucosyltransferase activity
Source: RefSeq, a predicted model, not a curated record